AUGGACAUGCCUUUCGAUGUUAGUGAACCUCAAGUUGAAGGACACGACGGCUUUGCCAGAUUCUACUGGAAACAUGACGAACAAUUGCAUCCUUUGAGAAGGAAAAAAGGAAAAGGUGAAGACGCACAUGCUCCCAUGGAAAGAACAAGAUAUGCAUAUGAAAAGUACCGUGAAGUUAGAAGUCAAAUUACAUCUGGUCGAACCUUUACAGUAAACUUUGACGAAGGAAAGAACAAAGAAGGCUUCAUGGGAGUACUUGCUGCAAUUCAAGACGGAAAUAAGAAAGGACACAAUCUCAGAUUGACCAUAACAGAUUUGGAUGGUCACAUUUACUAUGCACAUGGCAAUGAACAAACAGCCGCAAAACUUCUUGACGCUUUCAAGACUACAAAGAGAGAACAAAUGGUUGACUCCGACUCAGACAUUUUGAAUGCAAUUGAAGGAAUUGCAAGUGUCAAGUUCGAAUGGUACCAACCUAACCCUCAAGCAGUCAGACAACAUGCUGGAUACUUCCCGUUCAUAAAUAAGUCUGACAUUGACUUGACAAGGUAUGGAAUUUACAAUUCAAUUGAAACAAUUGUCAAUGAACCUUGCAUUCUUACAUGUCUCAGGAACUCUGGUCUUGUUACAGAUGAGAAGAUGAAGUAUCUUGAGUCAUGCGUGAAGACAAGGUACAUUCUCAGAGGUCAAUUGGCAAAAAUUGCACCGUUGGCAAAUGUCAAUAUCCGAGUCAACAUACCUACAGCUAAAGGUUCUUCACAUGACGACUAUGUUGUUGACAAAGACUUACCAUGGUUGAAGAUUGUAAUUGUCCACAACCACUUCAUGUUGAACGAAAGUCUUACAAACCCAUUCUUUGGUAAAAGUAAGUGCAACAUUGUCAGAGCUGUAAACAUUCUUUUCGAGAAAGGUUUGUUGGAACCAAUUCCAGAUGACAAGCUGACAGAAACUUUUGUACCAAAAGACGAAACAAACUUUUCAUUGUUAGCAAGACCAAAAGUUGUUCCAGACAAAGUUCUAGUACAAAAGAAGUACACAGUUCCACAAGGG
Trichomonas vaginalis G3 is the source of this 1050-nucleotide messenger RNA. RefSeq lists its product as uncharacterized. The annotation marks the transcript as partial. The transcript has a single exon. NCBI's taxonomy places the organism in Eukaryota, Parabasalia, Trichomonadida, Trichomonadidae. The record is from RefSeq and is a predicted model, not a curated record.